CCGCUUGUUUUCGGAAAAGCAAAAUGGCAGCGCUCAUACACGCUAGAGAGUGUACUCUGACAGAGAGCGAAUGAAACGAGCCACAGUUGAUCAGCAGGUUUAUAGUCUUUAGUUACUGUAAAUGUAUAUCAGGAGCGAUAGAGAGCUCUUCAGCUUUAGGGGCGGUAAAGUAGAGUACAGUACAGUACAGUACAGUAGAGCAGGUUAUGUGAGGAGGGCAGGUUAACUCGGCUUUAAUGCGGACAGUGCUGAACAGCAGCUGAACAGCUAAAUAAACUCACCAAGCCCGCAGUGAGAGAGUCACAGAGCUCCGGUAGAGGAGAGGAGAGAGAGCGGGGUUCAGCGGGGUUCAGAGUAAAUCUGGGGGUAAUGCUGUUGAGCUCACUGAGGAGAGCGAGGGUCCUACAGCUCACCCUUGCGGUCAUCAAACCGGACGCUGUAGCUCAUCCGCUCAUACUGGAGGCUCUUCAUCAGAGAAUCCUAGAAAACGACUUCCUCAUUGUCAGAAAAAAAGAUCUGAUAUGGAGAAUAGGAGAUUCUGAAAGGUUUUACGCAGAACAUGAAGGACGGUUCUUCUACCAGCGACUUGUUGAAUUCAUGUCAAGUGGUCCAAUGAGAGCUUAUAUCUUGGCCAGAGAGGAUGCGAUCACUCGCUGGAGGGAAUUGAUGGGUCCUACUAAAGUGUAUCGGGCUCGGUACACUUCGCCGAGCACCAUCCGGGCACAGUAUGGGCUCACAGACACCAGAAACACCACUCAUGGUUCAGAUUCGGAGGAGUCAGCCAAGAGAGAGAUUGCCUUCUUCUUUCCGGAAUUCAGUGCUGAGCAGUGGCUGGAGGAGGAGGAGCCGUGUUUUCGGGCAGGACACGCAGAAUACGAUCAGCACGGGCAAAUCCAUAUGCCACUCAAACACGUCUGACCAUCCAUCUGCCUUCACCAAAGACUGGACUCAUGCCCUUAAAAAUUGAAAGCACUGCUUGUACUUGAAUGAUGUGUCUUUGUCUUGUCACAUUGCUGUGGUGUGAUCUCAGAUCUCAGACCUGAAUAUUUAUGUGAGCACUUGCACACUUGUACUGUUGUGCCAAAAUAGAAGGUCCACAUUAAAUAUGUUAUUUUAUUCAGUGUAA
This is a messenger RNA of Astyanax mexicanus (Mexican tetra), 1126 nucleotides long. It is a transcript of the gene nme6, whose product is annotated as NME/NM23 nucleoside diphosphate kinase 6. Gene Ontology annotation, molecular function: nucleoside diphosphate kinase activity. The record is from RefSeq and is a predicted model, not a curated record. The transcript has 5 exons. NCBI's taxonomy places the organism in Eukaryota, Metazoa, Chordata, Actinopteri, Characiformes, Acestrorhamphidae. Bases 370 to 918 code for a protein of 182 amino acids. Gene Ontology annotation, biological process: UTP biosynthetic process; GTP biosynthetic process; CTP biosynthetic process.